UGUACCUGGAUGAAGACCUCUGCUGAAAGCAGACAAAUAACAUAACACAUCCAAAGGCAUCGUUGGACAUCAAUUAUAACUUUUAACGCGAGAGACGCCAGUAUUUUCAUCAGAGCACCGCAAUAUCCACAAUGGAUUUUUUCAUGCAUUAUUUGCUACAACCCAGAUAAGUACGACUUGUAGUGAAAUGGAUUGAGUUGGAAGUAGCAGCCACAACAAAACUAGUGUCAAGAAAAUGUAAACAGAGGAAACAGAAUACUACCAGUUCCCUGUCAGAGCUGCAUCGAAUAUGAGUUUACCUACAGUACACUACAGCCCAUACCCCGAAGAUCUAUUCUUCUGCGAAGGAAGGCAACUGACAGGAGGAAACGGGCGCAUUCGCAAAGUCUGACAAAAAAAUCACCUUGCAUAAGAAGGUUGGGACAUCGGUGGAUGAGGAGAUGCCUCAGAGUCGUGGGAUCAGUGGGGGGCUACUGCAGGUGCCUGGUAAGGGGGCAGAGGCAACGGUGAUGGCUGACCCCGGCAGCCCCAGGCGCAUGACCUUCGACCUCUUCAACAUGGUCACCUCCUUCAAAAAUCUGGUGAUCUUCUUUGAGCCUGUCAAUGUUGCAUGGGACCUGAUCAAGUACCUCUUGGGGUGGAGAUCGCCCAUUUCUUCACUCCUGUGCUGUGUUCUUCUGAAUGUCCUCUUGCUCACUUUGAGUGAAGUUGCCUGGCUCCUCCUAAGUCUGCUGUGUGUCUCGGCCCCCGCGACUCUGGGCUACCUUAAGUAUUGCUCCAAGAGAGAGGCGAGUGACUUGGCCAUUCAGAGGUACAGACACCAUGGUGUCAGCAGGCAAGACUUCAGAACAGUCCCCUUGACCCGAGAAGAGGCCAUGCUGGAGGUUAAGGCACUGCUGAGGCAGCUGGAGGAGAUGCUAUCGCGGGCCUGCCUCUCGGCGGAGUGCGUGCACCGGCUGCUGUACUGGGAGAGCCACGUGGAGUCGCUCCUGUUUUACGGCACCCUCUUGACGGCCCUGUGCCUCCUGUAUGCUGCACCUGUGUGCCUCUCCCUGGCCGCACUCAACACUGCCUUCUUCCUCUGGAACAGAGAAUUCUUCCGAGUGGUCCUGGAGUUCAGAGACAUGGUCCCUUGGGGCCGGCUCAAGCCUGUGUCAGGGACGCCCCAGAAACCACAGAAGAACACCGCUUCGGCCAGGAACCCCUCUGUCACUGAGUAUGAGGGUCUGUCCUGGAGAGGCCUCGAGGGGCCUGUCGAAGUGGAUCCGGAUGAUGAGUUUAAAGAUGCCAUUGAGGACGACGAUGAGGAUGAGUCCGCGGUGGCCCUCCAGCUGGACCCAUUCUCCGGCGCCGUCCCACUGGAAAAGAGUACAGACAGCCGCCACAAAGGGUCCAAGCUGACCACCAAAUUCCGCAAGCGCUACCCAAGCAACAGCGGCGGUAGCUGCUCCCACUGCCACGUCGCCUUCUCUAUGCUGAAGAAAAAGAAAAACUGCAGCAACUGUGGAAGCAUCUUUUGUUCUCGCUGCUGCUCCUCCAGAGUUCACAGGUCAUGCCUGUGCGACACAGCUCCCGAGGCUCAGAGGGAGACGGUGUUGGUCUGCAUUCCCUGCAAUGUGUCCCUGGGGAAGGCGGAAUAGGGCCUCUCUCUCCCCUGUGCCUUUCGCUCUGGCUCAGGUUGACCGUAGGCGAACAUCUCAACCAAAGACAAGCAUCUGCCGAGUCUCCAGCCCUGAUGUCCAAGCCCUGGAAUACACUCAAAACACUAACUUUUGUACUGAACUAUUUAAAGUUUUCAUGUUUACUCGUACAUCUGUUUUAUACCAUGAGGCAAUUCCCAAGAAUGGGUCCCCUAGCCUCCUCUUUCAGCUGCAGCCAUUUGUGAGUCAAAGUGAAGCAGGGCUUAGUUAUGAUGCAGAUAUUCGCAGCAUGUUCAGAUAAGCCAGUGCUUUGGAGGAAAACCUGUACCAAGGUGCCUGCCAUUGUGACUGUGGAAUUGCUGGAUUACCUGCAUUAGUGACUUUUAGAGGACCUCAUUGAGUUGAUACAGUAUACAAGCCUCAUUUCCCUGCGCUCUGUCUGUCUUAGCUGCAUCUUGCGCUUCUCCCAAGCUCUUUGUACCAGCACUCAGCGAGACUCAAUGGCUGCAGACACCUCGGGGAGUGCAAACGAGAUCCAUGGAGCAAGACAUGAGGCAAAACCUCUGGAAGUUCAAAAAUUGUGCUCCACAGAGGGUCCUGGGCUCACCAUGAAAUUAGCUUCAGAGUUGAUAUUACAGAGCAUUACAUGCCUCCUUCCCCCCAGCCCCCAGGUGAAGGAAAGUCUGAAGGUAUUUGGGCAUUUGACUCGCAGAUUACAGUACACCAUACACAUUACCCAGAGAACAUUGCGAGCGUUGCUUCUGAUUGGUCGGUCUGGCCGGUGUAGCCACGUUUCUCACGCUACACACUGGUUGCCCUUGAGGCUAAUAGGCCAGAGGGCAGAAUCCCGAAUAGGUCCUCGCUUGGUGAGUGUGCUGCAGCAGCAGUUCUGGGGCUCCUGGAUCCAUGCUGAGCUGCUCGUUUGCUCUGCAUGUGACCUAAAGCACUGCACGGUGCGGCUCUCCCUCGACGGAUGGCUGCCAAAGGGGGGCCGCUGAAACUUUUUGAAGUUGACUGCUUCACGGGUAUUUGGGGUUUACGCAAGCCAGCACGGCCAUGGCCCGAGACUUAGUGGUCAGUGCAUGGGUUUACAGUGAGACUGACUACACAGGGGGAAGUCGCGGAAACAUGAAAGAGCAAAGCCUCCUCCGUUCCUGCUCUGGUGCUGCCCUGCCUGCUUGUUUGUUUCCUCACAAAGGCCCCAUCCUUCGCCCUUCGCUUCGAUGUUGCGAAGGAGAUGGCAGAAAGAGUGACUCUGAACACUGGACUGCUUUCCUCUGUGGCCUGCCAGUGGGAAAUGUUAGCAGUCAGUGAGAUGGAUCCUGGAGACCCCCCCGAUGAAGCUGACUGCAAGCACACGUCAGGAAAUAAUG
This is a messenger RNA of Megalops cyprinoides (Indo-Pacific tarpon), 3013 nucleotides long. Its product is annotated as protrudin-like. Gene Ontology annotation, molecular function: metal ion binding. The coding region runs from base 441 to 1640 and encodes 399 amino acids. The transcript is spliced from 12 exons. NCBI's taxonomy places the organism in Eukaryota, Metazoa, Chordata, Actinopteri, Elopiformes, Megalopidae. The record is from RefSeq and is a predicted model, not a curated record. Gene Ontology annotation, biological process: neuron projection development; vesicle-mediated transport; protein localization to plasma membrane. Gene Ontology annotation, cellular component: endoplasmic reticulum tubular network; growth cone membrane.